This is a messenger RNA of Uranotaenia lowii, 783 nucleotides long. RefSeq lists its product as uncharacterized. The transcript is spliced from 2 exons. Lineage: Eukaryota; Metazoa; Arthropoda; Insecta; Diptera; Culicidae. Bases 168 to 467 code for a protein of 99 amino acids. The record is from RefSeq and is a predicted model, not a curated record.
UGAUGUUUUGUGAACGUGAUCCAAUUUCGAUUAGGAUGGUUCAUUCUCCAGAAAAUUUAAAAAUGUAAACACGAGACUGCCGUUUACGAGCGCACUUUUUUACGAUUGUUUUUUGUAAGUUUUUAGUGAUGAAUACAGAUACAAAUAAGCAAUAAUAUAAGCAAAAUAUGGACAAAAGAAAGAAAGCCAAACUUCUAAAGAUUCGAGCGCUCCGCGAGGAAAGAGAGCGCCUUCGAGCGGAACUGAUGAAACAUGAGGAGCAACGGAUACAGCUGGCAAUAAGACAAACAGAUCUCAUGACGCAAUGGAAUUCGAUUUCCUCCACACAAUUCAACGCCAUUCGCCGACGAGAUGAGAUCAUCCAGCAGCUUCUAGUCGGGGAACCGACUCUGGCAACCGAUGAAGAAAGUAUCCGAUCGCUAGUCCUUCGGACUGCUGACAAAGCCGUCCAAACCGAACUUUGGUAGUCAUAAAAGAAAUUUGUUGAGUUUUAAUUUUUUUUUUUGCUCCUUACCUUGAUACUAUUUCGGCCAACUCGAAUGAUAAUUGAUCAAAAUGGUUCAUAUUUUGGUACAUAUUAGGUUUAAGCAUUUGAAUAGCUCGACCGAACGAAUCGGUCGUUAUGAUGUGAUCCCUUGUUCAAGUUCUUCAUUCGAAUUGGCGUUUGGUCUAGUUUAAGUUCUUUAUUCCCUUCAUAGUUUGGUAGUUUAAAAUGAAUUCGCAAUAAACAUUGACCAAAGUUAUCCAAUCGUUUUUUAAAGAUUUAUUUUUAUUAAAUCAAAA